Messenger RNA from Tuber melanosporum (Perigord truffle), 3033 nucleotides. RefSeq lists its product as uncharacterized. The transcript is spliced from 7 exons. Gene Ontology annotation, biological process: positive regulation of transcription from RNA polymerase II promoter by galactose. Lineage: Eukaryota; Fungi; Ascomycota; Pezizomycetes; Pezizales; Tuberaceae. The record is from RefSeq and is a predicted model, not a curated record. Gene Ontology annotation, cellular component: nucleus. Gene Ontology annotation, molecular function: RNA polymerase II cis-regulatory region sequence-specific DNA binding; DNA-binding transcription factor activity, RNA polymerase II-specific. Bases 271 to 2166 code for a protein of 631 amino acids.
AUGGAAGAAAGGGAAGAGAGGAGGGAAGAAAAUACCUUAUUUCUUCCCGAAGCAAAAAAAGAUCACUUUUCCGGCCACUCGAAUCAUCACACGACCACGAUAACUCAUCAAUAAACAAACCUGAAUCUAGUCUGUCCUAUCCUGAGUUCACCACAUCACACUGCUUUUUUAUGCUCUCUUUUAGGGGGGAAAGUAAAAAGAGAGAGACCGGAACAAGAAUUGUGUUUGUCUCUUUUCGGAAAGUAACAACCCUCGAGAACUACGUUUUGUAUGCGCACCCAACAGCCCGCCAUGUCGGUAUCCAGCUCUAUGGCCAGCUCUCCAGCUCCCUCCGAUGCUGGCUUGGGAGCUGCAUCUCCGCCAUCAAACUGCCUUUGCAAUCGCAAUCGCAACCAUAACCAAAACCACGCCACCAAGGACAGGAAUUCCUUCACCGAUUCAAUCAUGGCAGCUUCAGUGAGGGAAAAGAUGAAGCUCGCAUCCCCAUCACCGGCGUCUCUUACCAGCUCCAGAUACACAUUUUAUUCUCCCCGUGAGCUUCCACCACUCGAAAUCACUUCACGUCUUCUCUCGGCUUUUAUCCGCGGGACGAGCUCCCUGAUCUAUGUUCUCGCUGAAUAUGAAGCUAUGGAGCUCAUCAGUGACAUCUACACCCCCAAUUUGGAGCCCAACACCCCCAAGCUUUGCGAACUUCUAGCCAUUAUUGCCGUAGGUGCCCAGUAUGAAGAUGUUGGGAGCGAUACCACCAUGGCUCUAUUCAGGAGUGCGAAAUGGUACUUAGACAUUGAGUGUGGGAAGGAUGUGGAUGCGCUGAGGAAAAUGAGAGUAUCAAUGCUUGUUGGGUUGUUCCUAAUCUUUGAAAAAUCCUUCUUUGCCGUGGGUUAUCUAGAUCAAGCGAUUCGCUUAGCAAAAUCCACUGGGGUUAAUCGGACGACGAGGUGCAAACCCUACAGCGAACGAGAAUGGGCUUCUUGGAGGAGGGUAUGGAGGUCUCUGAUAUUUUUAGACGGGUGGAUGGCAUCUAGUAUAGGGAUAAUGCCUAAAAUUGCUCCUGGGGAGGAUCCGAUAUAUGCUGAAGGCUAUCGAACCUGCACCAAUGAUUUCGACGCAUAUCUUCACUCGGAGCUGAUCAAGCUCGGCAUCUUGAUGGGCACGAUUACAAAGAAUAUCUAUGCACCCGCGGCCACAGACUUUGCGUCCAUUGCUGAGUACUCGAAGAAGCUAAGGGCUUGGCAGUCUUCCCUCCCUGAAUCCUUUAGACUCACUCGGAGCGUUAACGAUUCUAAGCAGCGGUCUGCAGUGUUGUUGACGCAUUGCUCUUAUCUGGGCUGCAUUGUUUUGAUGAGUCGAAAAAUUUUGGUUGAGUUGUGUGCAACGCAUGAUCCUCCCGCUGACGAUGCGAGAAGCGGGUUAGCGGACGAAUAUGCCCAAAUGUGUGUUUCUGCCGGCAGACAGCUUGCAACGGUGAUAGGACUAAUAUAUUCAGAGGGGCGAUUGGUACGGCGAUGCUGGCUUGCGAUUCAAUCUGCCUACACCGCUGGUUUGAUUGUUUCUCUUUGUCUGGCUGCUCGCCGAUGUCAGGAGACCACCAAUUCUACUGUUGGUGAUCAGGAUAAUGAGCUACUCGCUAAAUGCGUCGAGGCUCUCAAAUUUUGUGCCCCAUACGAUAAUGUUGCCCAGCGGUACCUGGACAUUCUAAAUUCUAUCCGCCGCUCUAUCGAGUCCGCUACCCCCCCUUCAUCUUCGUCGUCCUCAUCCUCCGGAGGAAAUCCCCCCCCAAAGCGAUUACGCACGUCCCCUCAUCAGGAUUUUAGGCGAUUCCAGUGCCCACGCUUUACAGAUACCGAUCCGGUGACUCAGUUCAUCAUUAGCCUCUUACGGAGCCCGUUUGGGGGGGAUAUGCGUGUUCUGGACGGGGGGAAUCCGCCCUUGGGGGUCUUCCCCGAAAACUGGCGAUUUCUGUGCCCGGAGCCUCCAAGCAACAUCGAGGGGUUUAGAACACCGCUUUUGACACCGGAGGAAGGUACUUUUCAGGCUUCACGCCCAGGGUCAGCACUCUCGGCAAGCCCUAGCACGGAUUCGGAUAGUUUGGAAAGCUCACGGAGGAGAAAGGUUCCAUUCCGUACGAAGGAGGAAUUUGAAGCGUUUUUCAGAAGGGUUGCUUAGAUUUUUUUCCCUCCUUUAUCUUUGACUCCAAUUUGGGCGUGUGGGAGAUUUAUUGAAUAUGAUACCACGUUAAUUUGGGUGAUUGGCGGACACAACGCGGGGUGAAGCUGAAGGAGGGCGGACUCGUUUGUCUCUUUUCUUUUCUUUUCCUAAUCAUCGUCUGAAUUGUGCUUUCCUUUUCACUAUCGUCAUGGGUUCGGAGUGUUUUUAUCUCUCGUGCUUUUCAUUGGGAGAGGGUUGCCAGGUUUGGGGUGUUUCAGUACCCCAUGGUGAUGAUGAUCUUGCGGUACGGUACUCGGGUCAUGCUAUGCUACUAUUAUAGGUCGUCAUACAGUACCGUUUCGGGUCACGUUUAUUAUCUGCCACUCUGGGUGUUUUGGCUGCUCUUAUCAUCAUAUACGUCACGACGUAACACGAACGACACGAACGAGCGAACCAGACUAGUAGAGUUCCCAUGCUAGCUAGCAAUCUAUGGAAUAGACUGGUCUGGAUCUUAUGCUGUUCUAUGGUGGGUGGGCAGACAGGUAGGCAGUUGGGGUGCCGUACUUCGUUACCUAUCUACCGUUCGGUCCAGGUUGCUGUUCGCUCCCGUGGGCCUUGCUUGCUGUGGUGUGUUGUUUGUUGUACUCAGGUAUGGAUCGGGGGAUAGUAUACACGAAUCUUGGGUGUGGGCAAGCGUGAGUGUGAGCGGUUGGGAUUGUCCUGGAUUUUAUUUUCGUUCAUUCUUUUUGAGGGAGGUGUGUGGUAUAAUGAGGCUGAUAUAUUCACAAAGUCUCACUCGAUACUUCCCACUUUCUCCAAAUUGUGAUCUCCUUUUUCUAUAGACUACUGUACUGUAUUGUCAUACCAUACCCCCCCUCUCCACCG